Molecule: messenger RNA, 473 nt
Organism: Doryrhamphus excisus (bluestripe pipefish)
Lineage: Eukaryota; Metazoa; Chordata; Actinopteri; Syngnathiformes; Syngnathidae
Source: RefSeq, a predicted model, not a curated record
AUUGAAGAUGUAUCGGUAUGGCUAUCUGCUCUUCUUCUGUCUGCUGGCCAUCACUGUGAACCAACACUUGGCUGACCUGAGGAACCUCCAGCAGCAUGUAGACCGGUCCAGGACAGCCACCAGGCCACAAGUGGGUGGGUCGUCGUUGGGCGUGAGGAUGGAGAACAUCAUGGUUCUGAAGAGGAAGAGUUUUCCAGUGAGCGUCUCCCCUUUGGACCGUCUGUCCAUCGGCGCCAUGGCCAGCAAGCAUGCGUCAAGCAGCCAAGUUAUUGAGUUGCCACGGCGACGGCUGCGGUUACCCCCCAUCGACAGGAUCGGCAUGCGUCACCUGCCAAACAGGAGGGGAUAGGCCACACCCACUCCCUCAGGACACACCCCCUCAGGACAGCCACCUCUGAGCCACACCCACAGAUGUUCAACCAUCCCACGCCAGACUGCUGAUGUUUUUAUACUUUAAAUGUUCUAAAAGUGCC